Medicago truncatula (barrel medic) is the source of this 1259-nucleotide messenger RNA. Its product is annotated as NAC domain-containing protein 37. The transcript has 3 exons. Gene Ontology annotation, molecular function: DNA binding. NCBI's taxonomy places the organism in Eukaryota, Viridiplantae, Streptophyta, Magnoliopsida, Fabales, Fabaceae. Bases 222 to 1157 code for a protein of 311 amino acids. The record is from RefSeq and is a predicted model, not a curated record. Gene Ontology annotation, biological process: regulation of DNA-templated transcription.
UUUCUUUUUGUUGGGGUUUUUGCCUUUUUAGCUUUUUGCUUCACUUGAAUAUUAUCUCUUAGCAUCUCCUCACACUCUUUAUCUCUCACCUAUCUAUCUACUUACAUAUUCACACACAAAGAGAUUUAUUUCUUUGCUUCUUAAAAUUUAUACAUGAUGAAGAAAGUGUAUUAAUGGUGUGGUGGUGAAUUUGAUGCAGCAAUAAUACCAUAUAUAUUUCUAUGAUGGAGUCAUGUGUCCCACCUGGAUUUCGGUUCCACCCAACGGAUGGAGAGCUUGUUGGUUAUUAUCUAAGAAAGAAAGUAGCUUCUCACAAGAUUGAUCUUGAUGUUAUCAAAGAGAUCGAUCUAUAUCGUAUUGAACCCUGGGAUCUCCAAGAGAGAUGUAGAAUUGGGAAUGAGGAGCAACAUGAGUGGUAUUUUUUUAGUCACAAAGAUAAGAAAUAUCCAACAGGGACGAGAACGAAUAGAGCUACAAUGGCAGGGUUCUGGAAAGCAACCGGAAGAGAUAAGUCGGUGUAUGAACGAACAAAACUGAUUGGAAUGAGGAAGACACUCGUUUUCUACAAAGGAAGAGCACCUAAUGGACAGAAAACUGAUUGGAUCAUGCAUGAAUAUAGGCUUGAAACAGUUGAAAAUGCACCUCCACAGGAAGAAGGUUGGGUUGUGUGCAAAGCAUUCAAGAAAAAAACAAGUGUCCAAGCAAAAACAAAUGAAAGAUGGGAUCCAAGCCACUUACAUGAUGAACAAACAAGUAGCAUCAUCUCAAGGGUGGACCCUAUUGACCUCAUCUUAAGACAACCACAGAGGAUUUCAGCUCAAAAUUUCAUGUACAAACAAGAGAUAGAAGCAGAAGCAGAUACCUUAUUAAGGUUCAUGCAUUCAGAACAAUUGGUACCUCUUCCUCAACUACAAAGUCCCUCUUUAACAAAGAGGCAAAACUCAAUGCCAAUAAUAUCAGAGAAAGUGACUGAUUGGAGGGAUCUUGACAAGUUUGUGGCUUCUCAGUUGAGUCAAGAAGAUCAUAGGCAUGAAACAAGCUCAGACAUGUCAUUGUUCCUACUUCAGAGUAGUAAGGAUGAUGAAGAGAACAAGUUAAGCUCAUUUUUAACUACAAGGUCAGAUUGUGACAUUGGAAUAUGUGUAUUUGAAAAUUAAAUGCAUGUAGAAGGGACUAACUUUGUUGCAUUUGUAGUAUCUAUAUGAAUAUGAAUGUUUGAUGGAUGCUUUGAGGAUGAUAUAUAAUAAUAAUAUUAUGGU